Messenger RNA from Scatophagus argus, 4110 nucleotides. RefSeq names its product serine/threonine-protein phosphatase 2A 55 kDa regulatory subunit B gamma isoform. Gene Ontology annotation, cellular component: protein phosphatase type 2A complex; cytosol. The transcript is spliced from 13 exons. Gene Ontology annotation, biological process: peptidyl-serine dephosphorylation. Gene Ontology annotation, molecular function: protein phosphatase regulator activity; protein binding. Bases 934 to 2286 code for a protein of 450 amino acids. NCBI's taxonomy places the organism in Eukaryota, Metazoa, Chordata, Actinopteri, Scatophagidae. The record is from RefSeq and is a predicted model, not a curated record.
CAACAACAACAACAACAAAAACCCCAACGUAAACAGACUGGAUGUUGCGGUUAAUUGUAAAAGACCACUUGCAAAAUCUCUGCCAGUGUUCCCACCAUCUCUGCUGAAGGAUGUGAGGACACAAUACAGCUCAGACUCACUCCAGGACAAUGGGUCCAAGUAUCGUUGGGGAUGGUGGCUGGUCACCAAGGUAACGCGACCAGGCCGAGGCCAAGCUUUCACGGCUGAAUGGCACGCUGGCUACGGGAGGCAGAUCCAAGACUGCUGUCUGACAGGCCCGGGGUCAGGCAUGGGAGGUUAACACGGACAAACGGGGUUGGAUUUGCUGUGCCUGGACGAAGCUGCCACGUGAGGCGGUCGUGUUGUAAAUGCCUCGUUUAAGCCCAAAGACGGGAUUCUAGUCAGAUGGUUUGAGCAAACAUGCUCCCAGUAGCUACCAAAGCAGGUGAAGAAAGCCGAACAUCCAGUCGUGUCUUCACCAUCACUGGUGUAGGACGAAGCCAAAGCUAACAGAACACAGACUGCAGCAGAACGCAGGGCCAGUAGGAUUUUCCUCCUCAUACAGGAAGAGCUGAGAAUCCAGGAGACAGCUCGCGGCUGAGGAGGAGAGAGACAUUAUUCAUGGAGGAUCCACUGAGGAGUACCUGACCCGCAAGCUGCCGAUUGUGUAGGUUUGUGUCUGGAUCGUGGAAGCAGUUUCUGUGGAGUCCUACACACACCCAUCCCUCCUUCGGGAACAAACCGCUCCCUCCCUACCUGUCCCUCAUCCUCAUUUAAAGAUAGGAUGCCCGGCUCUGUGCCCCUGUGCUGAGGAGGUGUCGGCGGGCAGCAGUAUGGGCGCUGUGCUGGCCGGCAUCCCCACCACCCCCUCCACCACCGAUCUGCCACCACCACGCUGCCCAACUGAGACGGGCGCUCCCCCCAGCCCCGCCGAUGGGCGAAGACACUGACGCCACCCCAACGCUCAACCACCGCGGCUUCCUCCCCGACCACAACUAUGUGACUGAAGCUGAUAUCAUCUCCACCGUUGAGUUCAACCACACCGGAGAGCUCCUGGCCACAGGGGACAAAGGGGGCCGAGUGGUCAUCUUUCAGAGGGAACCUGAGAGCAAGACUGAGCCCUUCUCCCAGGGAGAGUACAAUGUCUACAGCACCUUUCAGAGCCAUGAGCCCGAGUUUGACUACCUUAAGAGUCUGGAGAUUGAGGAGAAGAUCAAUAAGAUCCGAUGGCUGCCUCAACAGAAUGCCGCACACUUCCUCCUCUCCACCAAUGAUAAGACCAUCAAGUUGUGGAAGGUGAGUGAAAGAGACAAGCGGCCAGAGGGAUACAACCUGAAAGAUGAGGAGGGUCGCAUCAAAGACAUCUCCACUGUCACCUCUCUACAGGUGCCGGUGUUGAAGCCAAUGGACCUGAUGGUGGAGGUGAGCCCGCGGCGAGUGUUUGCCAACGCCCACACUUACCAUGUCAACUCCAUCUCUGUCAACUCCGACUAUGAGACUUACAUGUCAGCUGAUGACCUGAGGAUCAACCUCUGGCACCUGGACAUCACGGACCGCAGCUUCAACAUUGUGGACAUCAAGCCAGCCAACAUGGAGGAUCUGACAGAAGUGAUCACAGCAGCUGAGUUUCACCCCCACCACUGUAACCUGUUUGUCUAUAGCAGCAGCAAAGGCACCCUGCGCCUCUGUGACAUGAGAGAAGCGGCAUUGUGUGACAAACACUCCAAAUUGUUUGAGGAGCCCGAGGACCCCAGCGCCCGUUCCUUCUUCUCCGAGAUCAUCUCCUCUGUGUCGGACGUCAAGUUCAGCCACAGCGGUCGCUACCUGCUCACCAGAGACUACCUGACUGCCAAAGUCUGGGAUCUCAAUAUGGAGAGCAAGCCCCUGGAGACAUACCAGGUUCACGAUUACCUCCGCAGCAAGCUGUGCUCUCUUUAUGAAAACGACUGCAUCUUUGACAAGUUUGAGUGUGCCUGGAACGGCUCGGACAGUGUGAUCAUGACCGGAGCCUACAACAACUUCUUCCGCAUGUUUGACCGGAACACCAAACGCGACGUGACCCUGGAAGCGUCAAGAGAAAGCAGCAAACCUCGAGCUGUCCUUAAGCCACGGAGGGUCUGUGCCGCCGGAGGAAAGCGCCGGAAGGACGAUAUCAGCGUGGACAGUCUGGACUUCACCAAGAAGAUCCUCCACACAGCAUGGCACCCGACUGAGAACAUCAUUGCCAUCGCAGCCACGAACAACCUGUACAUUUUUCAGGACAAACUCAACUCGGAAAUGCAUUAAAGAACAUUGGCGGUGGAUACAAAUGAGUUUAUACCUGAACAUGCAUCUAUGCCAGAAUGUACACAUUUGCAGACAUGUAUCCACAGGAAUAUGCCUAACACAUCCACAUACACAAUCGGAAAACACACACAUGCACACACACAUCUGGGUCUACUCUUUGACACACCCCCCCUCACCUCUUCCCCAGCCUCUCAGAACUGAAAGGACCUAGAAAGGGCUCGAGAAGGAAUGGGCUGGAUUACGCAUUAUGGAUUGCAAAAUUGUGGAUUUUUUAAUUGUUAAGCUCUGGAUUGUGCUUGAUGGUGUGUUGAUUGCUACAGCUCAGCUUCUGGGAGGGGGGGAGUAACACCCUCCCCCCCAGACUGGAGAGACGUUUACAUGUUUUAUGUUAUUUUUCUAUUUUUAGUAUUAUUUUUUUCUUUUUUUUUUGGUUCUUCAGGCUCUUUUGCUUUCUCCACCUCCUCCUCCCUCUCCUCCCCUCCUUCCUGUAUUUGUGUGCUCGAGCAAAGCCUAUUCUUAUCCCUUGCCCACUGUUUCGUGUAACAAAAACCCUUCGUGUUUGUCAACCAGUGGCGCUGAUGAAAAAAUGGGCCUUUUAUGUAACUGGCUGUUGGUUUGAUUUCAGAUAAGCUACCCCACUUCUGCUUUUGUAAUUUUGUGUUAAAUUACAUUAAUGACGGCAACUGCGAUGACAGUGACAAUUUAAAAUGAUAUGUUUAAUGUGCAACGAUGACCUCGGGACCCUCCCCUUAACCCACGUGCACCCAGACGCCUCUGAACUCAACUGGACCAUGUUCAGUGAGGUAAAACAUUUACAGUCCUGCAGAUAGAAGCAGAAGUUAAUAGGUCAAUACACUGCGGCUUAAUAUGAGGAUACUCUCUCAUAUAUCUGCUUCACACACUGUGUCGUCAGUCGUUGAUGUUUUCACUGCUGAAACAGGUCCCUUAAACAUCUCAGAUUGUGGUUUCUGCUUCUGGUAUGAAGCUGCGACCUGUGCUACUUUGCCGUUGAACACAGCUCAAGUCGAGCAAAAAAAAAAAAAAAAAAACGAUUAAAAGAAAACAAACUAAAAUAAUUUCAGCAGUCAAAUGAAAAGAUGCUGCAUGUAAAACCAAAUUAGCCUAGGUGUUUAUAAACUGACUGAUGGACUGUCUUGGCUGCCUUCUUAACCAUUUAGACCCAGCUGUACAAAGGCUUCAGGGGCCCCGGGGCCCUAUGCAGCACGAGUAACCAUAGAUGACCGAGCUCUCCUACCUUUAUUUGUGUCUUCAGACACUGAAGCAUGUUUACUAGUGUUCGGUUCAUACACUUACGUGUACAUUUUGAAUGAAGCCGUCAAGGAAUCAGUUUCUACUCGACUGAAACUGAGAACCAAGAAGAAUGGGGAAUGUUUUCAUUAAUGUUGUUCUCUAAAAGAAAAAAGACGGGGAAAAUAAUCGAAGGGUGUCUGUAUAUAUCAACUCUGAUUUUGACAUGUAUGAGUUUUAGUUUUUUUAACACUGAUAAACAGACUGGACUCCAUCAUCUGUACUGAUGAUUGCCUCCAAAGCUGCAGCAGAGAUCGUACUUUUAUCUUUUUAGCCUUCCUCACCGAUUACUUUACUGAUGUGCAGAGGCUUUUAUUUUUAGAUGACAGUUUAUUCUUUUAUUUAUCCUUUUUCUUUUUGGAAAACAUCUGUGAGUGUCACUCAGCAUCCUGACUAAACUAAUUUUGAUUCACAUAUUUUUGUGUUAAUGUAUGUUGAUGAUAGAAUUGUCUAAUGGACAGUUAUAAAUAUUGUUAAUAUGUUUUUUUUCUGAAUAAAGAUUUCAACGAAAUUGCA